Schistosoma haematobium is the source of this 4003-nucleotide messenger RNA. RefSeq lists its product as uncharacterized. The record is from RefSeq and is a predicted model, not a curated record. NCBI's taxonomy places the organism in Eukaryota, Metazoa, Platyhelminthes, Trematoda, Strigeidida, Schistosomatidae. The transcript has 3 exons. Gene Ontology annotation, molecular function: calcium ion binding. The coding region runs from base 2199 to 2525 and encodes 108 amino acids.
GGCCAAGGUAACGAUAACGAUAAGACGUACUUCUUUUGUACGCUUAGUUCUGGUUUAAGCUCCUGGAUGGUAAGAGCUUCGGCUAUUUUUAAGAGUUGGAUACGAAGAAAUCUGGGUAGAUUUGAACGAAUCAUAUAAACAACCUUAAAAUCAAAUUGUGGAUCUGUAAAAUGGUUACAGUCGAUCAGGUGUUCAAGUAUAGAACUCCUAACUGCUUUCCUUUCACCCUUAUAGAACCAAGCUGGGGUAUGUUCCCGUAUCCGAGUUGAAAGCGAGCGCUGGAUACGGCCAAUGUACCUUGCUCGACAAGAGCGGGUGAACCGGUAGAUAUAUACGAUUGUACAGCUUAAUAAUAAAUUCGUUGAAAAGAGAUCCCUUCGCUGAACUUCGUGUUUUAAUUUUAAUGUUUAAAUGGGAAUUAUCUGUCAAUAUUUUAAAUUUUACAAGCUGAAACCGUAAGAAGAUAGGUUUUAUAAAUUUUUAGGUAAAGAAGGAUGAUUGUAAAGAUGUCAAACAUAAGUAACGAUUUGUAAUAAAUUCCUUGAUUUCCUAUUCAAAAGAACAAUGCAACCUCUGCUUCGAUACUUAUCUAAUUUACAGUUAAUAGGUAAACAACUCUUAAUUAUUUACUUGAAUCUUCCCAAUGAUGUUUAGGACUGCAAUUGAUCAGUCUCUUAUUAGUAUAUGUGCAUAUUGCCUCGAUAUUGCCUUAAUUCACAAGCAUUAUAAGAAAAGAUGGAUAGUGGCUAGCAGUCUGAGGUUGUAAAAAGUAUUGCUUGGUUUGUUUUUAUCGCCAUAUAUAAUUAGCAAAAAAUAAUAUUCGCUGGUUUGUCUCUAUUUACACAUUGUAAGUAUACGCAAAAUGUGUAAUGUACUCUUAACAUGAACUCGUCUACUUAUCAAAUAAUUACUUUCACAUCAAAACACCAAUUAACUGCGUUUGAUGGUGACAGCUAAACUUUUAAUGAAAUCUAUGGACAUUUUUAUGUCUAGCAUCCAGAGAUACAGGAAACUCCAAUCACAAACAUUUCUCUUCACAUGAAACUAGUUAUGGUGUGUAUAAAUGUGUAGGAAUGGGAGUUUCAAGAAGAGAAUUUCCUUUGUUUAACAAUCUCUUUCUUUACUGUAAUUCUACCGUUAUUUCGAUUAUUUCAAAUCCAGUAAUUUUCUCAUCUUGUUAAAUUCUUCGUUAUAUGUUGCAGUUGGGUCUUUAAUACUUCUACUUAAAGCUCAACUAAUCCAGUAUCAGUAAUCAGAGCAUAGUAGUAAUUAUGGAAGCAGUCCUAAUGUGUUGUUAGUUACAAUGGAAUUUUACUUCAUGUCGGUUUCAAAACAGUUUCUAUCCUCUGAAUUGAUUCUGAUAAUACUUUUUUUUAAAAUCAAGAUUAACUUAUAACUUGUUCAAGUGAUUUUCCUGUGAUGAACACAUAUUUCAACCUUUUACUGGACUAUCCUUACCAAAAAACUGAAUACUUGAACUACGAAGUAUUUACGUAAACAACCACAUUUUGCCAAAUCAUUAUUUUAAGUAACGGAUAUUUCUGUACCGACACUACUGUACAACAAAAGCAAAAAUUCUCUAACGCGUUUUGAAUUUAAUGUGACUAAACUCUGUUUAUAAUAAUUGUAAUUUGAUGGUAAUAUUGUGGCAAACCGCACAGGAUGAAAAUGUGUCAAAAGGGACUAACCAAUUUCAGUCCUAAACAUUUAUGAGAAGAUUCAAACAAUCAAUACAAAUAAAUUUUAGUUUAUUCUUUGGAAGAUAAUGAUCCACAACGACAGCUAACCAUAUUAUAUCAUUUUAGAAACACUAAGACUUCCAAAUAUCCUUGCAAGUGUUACACUAAUAAUGAUCAGCGAGAAAUAUUACUUAUCAAAAUUUUGGACAGAAACAUGUCUUUCUUAACCUCGUUAUUUAAAAACAGACGUCUAAAAUAAACUUCAAUUAGAGAUAUCUUUACAUUUUAUAGAAACUUGUAAAAUCCUUCAGGUUUUGUAUUUCAACAUGUUUGAACACCAAAUACAUUUAGGUAUGUAUGUGUUAUUCUGUUGGCUCUUUAUUAGUAAGAUUGGGGUUCAUCACUAUCCAACAGCAGAUGGAGAACAAUCUGAAAACAGAAGGUUUUAUUCGCUGUUUAUAUAAUGUUAGUCAAUGAUUGAAUUUACAUUACGUGAGCAAAAUUUCCUCUAACUAUAUAAUGAAUACCUUAUGCUCAUUUAAGGAGUUCAUGGUACACUUCGAUGUAAACAGUGAUGACAAAAUAACAAAAACAGAAUUCCUUGAAGCCGCGAAACAAAUUAAAAUUGGGAAAAUAACUGAUGCAGAAAUGCGUUCAGCAUUUAGAAGUGCCGAUAAAAAUAAAUCUGGUAAACUCGAUGCCUAUGAGUUGAGGGAUUUUUUGAAAAAACAGAAAAAUGUCGUUUCCAUGGAUCUCUGUACCAAGUGGAUAAGACAGAAUGAUAAAAACGGAGACCAAAAAUUGGAUUAUGAAGAAUUUUUGAAGUUUGUUCAAUCCAUGUUAUGAAAAGAGGACGUUGGCUUCAUUUGCUCACCUUUACAAUACUAAAAACUAAUAUAAGACUAAAUACUUAAAAGUAGCCAUUUGUGUAUUUUUUAAAUGAACGUAUGAAUAAAUAUUGAAAGUUAUCUGGGGAGAAUAAUACUUACAGUUAUGCAAAUAACCAUUAUCAUUUUAAUUGUUCUCUUAAAAUUUACGUUUAUAAUGUAUGAGUUUCUAUUACAAUUAAUGAGGUUUAUUAUAUAUUAGAUAGCUUCUUUAAGUUAUAUAGUUAGGAUAUGUUCUUCAUGAAAGUUAGAACUAAGUAUCUGCGUUAUCGUAAAUUGAUACUAACGUGUAAAAAUCAUAUACCAGGCCUCUCAGAAACGAGCUCGAUACCUACAAUUAUGAUGGGAAUAAGUCCAAACUGGAACUUAGAAGGAGCCUAGAAUAAAUUGCUUAAAUUAAGUGGAAAACAUUAUAAACCAAAUCAAUGAGGUUGAACGAAUCGGCAAAUUAUUUCAUUUCAAAUCUGAGCCUAUGAACAAAAUACCGUAUUGUCGUUACAAUCAUGUGUAACUGUAAAAGUAUAUCUAACGAAUUUUUCUUAGAUUUAAAACAAUACACUGCGGUGAAUAACCAAUACAUUUACUGUACAGCUAAAUAUUUUAUUUUGUGUUUAAACCUAUCAUAAUAAUACAAUACAAUUUCACACUGCGUACUUCGAAUUUGAGUUAUUUAUUGUAUUUUGUCGAGGUUCUAGGCUUAUUGGGAUUAAUACCAUUUCAAAUUCGUAUACAAUAUCCGCCAGCUGAAAAUCUAGUUUCAAUUAUCAUAUUAAAAUCCACGAUGAGUUAACUAAAGCACAGUACGGUAAAUGUGUUAAUGUUCAGUUUGUUUCUCUCGUUACCAUAAACCGCAAUAAAUACCUCAUAGAUGACUACCAGGGUAACGAAGGACAAAUUCGAAAAAAUCAAACACAAAGCGGUUUUCAAUCGAUUGAUGGGAUGAUAAUAUAUAAACAGUUUAAGUGUUAUAUCACCAUACCCAUUUUGGUUACCAAGAGGAGAUUAAUCUUGCAAAAGCAGGUGAUAUUUUUUUAUAGUAAACCGAUAUAAUCUAAAGAACUACUAGAGAGCAAUGAGAUUUAAAGAAAUUUUUCAAUCAUCUUGGAAAAUCCCCGGUAGUAUGGUUCUAAAAUGUAUAAAAAUAUAGCUCAAGAACUUCAUGAAAAUUUGGAUCACUGGUUAAAUGAUGCAACUCUGUGUUCAAAUCCGUAUGGGAGGGAGUUUUGAGCUACAUAGACAACCAAUGAUGUUAAAUUUUCGGCAGCCCUCAAACUAACAUCAUUUCACCACGAAAUUUAUCACUAUAUUAUUUCGUCCCAUUCAACUGUUAGUCUAGCCAGUCAAGUACUUUAAAAUGGAGAACAGUUCAUAAUUAAAAUAAAUAUUAUGAAUUUGUAGCUACUGAAAAAACCGUAAGUAGUGCAAACGAAUAAAGCG